Molecule: messenger RNA, 336 nt
Organism: Diceros bicornis minor
Lineage: Eukaryota; Metazoa; Chordata; Mammalia; Perissodactyla; Rhinocerotidae
Gene: RETNLB
Product: resistin like beta
Exons: 3
Coding region: 1-336 (111 amino acids)
Cellular component (GO): extracellular region
Molecular function (GO): hormone activity
Source: RefSeq, a predicted model, not a curated record
AUGAAGCCUACCUCUCACUUCCUUCUCAUCCUCAUCUCCCUUCUCCAGCUGACGAUCCCAGGAAGUGCUCAGUGUUCCUUAGACUCCAUUGUGAAUGAAAAGAUAAAGCAAGCUCUCAUCCGUCUAGAGUUCAAUCCUUCUGCUCCUCAAAACAAGAUCUCAUGUACCAGUAUCAAGACCUCAGGCAAACUGUCCUCCUGCCCUGCAGGGACUGUUGUCACCGGCUGUGCUUGUGGCUAUGCCUGUGGUUCCUGGGAUGUCCGGGGGGAAACCACAUGCCACUGCCAGUGCAGCUUGGUAGACUGGACCACUGCCCGCUGCUGCCACCUGACCUGA